Molecule: messenger RNA, 1131 nt
Organism: Hydatigera taeniaeformis
Lineage: Eukaryota; Metazoa; Platyhelminthes; Cestoda; Cyclophyllidea; Taeniidae
Source: the annotation of a GenBank genome assembly
AUGUAUGGAGAAGAGGCUGUGCCAGUUGUGAUCGAUAACGGUUCUGGAGUUAGCAAGUCAGGUUUUGCCGGCGAGGAUUCGCCACGCUCUGUCAUUCCUUCGGUCAUCGGACGUCCCAAGUAUGAGUCGGUGAUCACUGCAAUGGCCGAGAAGGAUGCAUAUGUGGGGGAUGAGGCACAAACAAAACGUGGUAUGCUCUUCCUCAAACAUCCUAUUGAGCAUGGUUAUGUGAAUGAUUGGGAGGACAUGGAGAAACUCUGGAAUCAGAUCUUCUUUAAUGAGCUUCGUGUUAAUCCAGAGGAGCAUCCAGUUCUUCUCACUGAUCCACCACUUAAUCCAAAGGCAAAUCGGGAACGAAUGGCCACUAUUAUGUUUGAAACAUUCAACGUUCCUGCAAUGUAUAUUGCACUGCAAGCUGUUCUAGCCUUGCAUGCGUCCGGAAGAAUGACCGGUCUUGUGUUAGAUUCCGGUGAUGGAGCAACUCAUACCAUUCCAGUCUACGAGGGUUAUGCUAUCACCUCAGCAAUUGACAGAUUGGAUCUAGCGGGGAGAGAAGUGACUGAAUACCUAAUGCGACUGCUUCGUGGACGUGGAACUGCCUUUCGCUCUACCUCCGAACGUGAAGUGGUUCGUGAAAUUAAGGAGCGUCUCGGUUAUGUUGCUCGUGAUUUUGAGGAGGAAUUAAUUCGUGCAGAAACGACUGGAGAAGUUGAAAAGAACUAUGAACUACCAGAUGGUCAUGUAAUCACCAUAGGAAGUGAACGAUUUCAGUGUGCAGAGGCAUUAAUGCGACCGUCUCUAAUUGGAAAGGAGUGUCCUGGUCUAGCAGAAUCCGUUUUUCAGUCAAUUGGACGGUCCGAUAUGAAUACACGUAAAGAUCUCUACUACAAUGUAGUGCUCUCUGGAGGCUCAACAAUGUUUCCCGGUAUGGCAGAUCGACUAAAGAAGGAUAUUUCUGAGAUGGCACCCUCAUCAGUGAGUGUACGAAUUGUGGCUCAACCUGAGAGGAAGUAUUGCGUGUGGAUAGGUGGUUCAAUACUGGGAUCUCUAUCCUCCUUCAGAAAGGUGUGGAUUUCCAAAGAGGAUUACGAGGAGGUUGGACCUGGUAUUGUUCACAAGAAGUGUCUCUAG